AUGUUCCAGCUGCUGACUUCCAGCUGGUCUCGGGUAAAGACAACUGAAGAGACACGAAGGAAUGUGACCAUCAUCAUCAUUGGAUUGGACAACUCAGGCAAAACAGUUCUUGUGGAGGCUUUCCAAAGAUUACUUCCCAGUAGGAUGGACAAUUGUAUGAAAUCUGAAUUGACUAAACUCCUGCUGGAUGAGUAUGAAGUUUCCAUCUAUAACCUGAACGGAGACAUGAAGGGCUGAAAAAUCUGGCCAAACUACUAGGCGCAGGCACACGGACUUAUUUUUGUCCUGGAUUCCAGUGACUUAGGAUGCAUGCAGGAAGUGAAGAUCAUCUUGACACAUCCUUCUGAUACAAGGGUGGUGGGGAAACCUAUCCUAUUGUCAGACUCUGCUUUUGUGCCCAAUUUCCCCUUCCCAUGUACCCUGAGAACCUGGCAAACAAACAAGAAGGACGCCCUCCUACCUUGUGAUACUAUUGAGUAUCUACUCCUAAAAAGGCUAGUGAAUGAGAACAAGUCCCUGUGCCAAGUGGAACCCUGUUCAGCCAUCAAAAACCUCCAAAGAAGGAACCAUAAAAAAAAAAAAAGAAGAAGGAACCAUCAGCCCAUAAUUGAAGGGCUGCGCUGGCUAUUAGCCGCCAUUGAGGAUAAAUAUGAAGAGCUGUGUACUUGCCAACAGCCACUCACCUCAAGCAUUCCAACCUCCAAGGGCACCAGAGGCUCUGGGGAAAGAUGCUCAUCAGACAGGCAGCACCUAGGACAAUGCUAAAUGGAAGCUAGGCCCCUAAAGCCAAUUCUACAGCCGUCAAAUGAAGCUUAUACUUGUCGAGGGGCUCAAGAAAAGUUAGGUGGCAUCCAUUUGAGAAGAAAGAUGACCUUGGCAAAGAAGACUAGAGAUGUUAAGUAUCUGCACCCAGCUGCUUCUCAUGAAGCCUAUGAACAACAUGGGCGUUGGGUGACCAACUGA
Molecule: messenger RNA, 963 nt
Organism: Canis lupus familiaris (dog)
Lineage: Eukaryota; Metazoa; Chordata; Mammalia; Carnivora; Canidae
Gene: ARL13A
Product: ADP ribosylation factor like GTPase 13A
Biological process (GO): receptor localization to non-motile cilium; non-motile cilium assembly
Cellular component (GO): ciliary membrane; non-motile cilium
Molecular function (GO): GTP binding; GTPase activity
Source: RefSeq, a predicted model, not a curated record